Laccaria bicolor S238N-H82 is the source of this 1815-nucleotide messenger RNA. RefSeq lists its product as uncharacterized. Bases 1 to 1815 code for a protein of 604 amino acids. The record is from RefSeq and is a predicted model, not a curated record. The transcript is spliced from 6 exons. NCBI's taxonomy places the organism in Eukaryota, Fungi, Basidiomycota, Agaricomycetes, Agaricales, Hydnangiaceae.
AUGACUUAUUGCACCAACUUCGAACUGAUAAGUCUUCAACUUAGAUGUACUGCUUUACCACACGAUCUCGAUGGAAAGGCGGGGCUGCGAUCCAAUGCACAUCGAGACGCCUUGUGUGAUCUCCUAAACCCGAAGACGCUUUGGUCCGAUUAUGGCUAUAUCGGAGAUGUUACGCCAUUCACUGCCGACUUUCCCAGAGCCGACAUCCACGAACUCCUCACAUCGGACCUCCUUCAUCAGGUCAUCAAAGGAACAUUCAAAGACCACCUCGUUACAUGGGUCAGCGAAUAUCUGGUCAUCGUCCAUGGAAAGUCAGGAGCGGCGGCAAUAAUGGCCGAUAUUGAUCGUCGGAUUGCAGCCGUUCCUUCAUUUCCUGGCCUUCGACGUUUUCCUGAAGGGCAUGGCUUCAAGCAAUGGACGGGCGAUGAUUCAAAAGCCCUGAUGAAGGUUUACCUGCCAGCCAUUGUUGGGCAUGUUCCACCACAAAUGGUGCAGGCUCUCGCUGCCUUCCUGGACUUUUGUUAUCUCAUCCGCCGAUCCGUUCAUACAGAGGCCACCCUGCACGACAUCGACGAAGCUCUAGCGCGAUUCCAUGAACAUCGCCAGAUCUUUGAGAAGGUAGGGGUUCGUCCAGAAGGCUUGUCGCUGCCACGCCAGCACUCGCUCGUUCACUACAAGACAGUUAUUCAGCUCUUCGGAUCUCCAAAUGGUCUCUGCUCGUCGAUCACAGAAUCCAAACACAUCAAGGCCGUCAAAGAACCAUGGCGGUGCUCCAGUCAUUACAAGGCGCUCAGACAGAUGCUCCUCACCAAUCAGCGUCUUGACAAACUUGCUGCUUCCAAGGUCGACUUCAUCGCUCGCGGGAUGCUAUCAGGCCCGCUUCCAGCACUCGGCGUGGUGUUGGAGGCUAUCGAAGAUGAAGAUGGUGACGAGGAUGACAUGGUUGCUGGACUGCGAGUAAUGGCAGAGGUAUUUCUUGCUCGCACCCCGGCCCAUGGCUAUCCCAGUCAGGCUCAUGAACUAUUGCAACAUCUCGGCCUUCCGCAAUCACCAACUUUCAAACAUCUUAUCCAAACCUUCCUUUACGACCAACUCCAUCCCGAUGCUCCCAUUCCUGGCUCAGAACAACCACUCAACCUACUUCCCACGUUCAACGGCCGCAUCAAGGUCUUCCACUCUGCUGUGGCCGAAUUCUUCGCACCUAGUGAUCCAGCUGGUGUCGGUGGUAUGCAUCGUGAACAGAUACAAGCCACACCCUCCUGGCGAGGUGAAGGGCCACGUCACGACUGCCUUUUCGCAACAAACGAUCCCAACGUCAAAGGGAUGCUCGGGCUUCACGCGGCUCGCGCCGUUCUGUUCUUCUCCUUCAAGUUCAACCACGUUCUUUAUCCAUGCGCACUCAUCCAGUGGUUUUCACUUGUGGGCGAGGAACCAUGCAAGCAGACAGGGAUGUGGAUAGUUGAGCGUGACUGGGAGGAAGAUGGAACACAAAGUAUGGGGGUCAUUCAUGUUGACAGCAUCGUCCGUGGGGCUCAUCUCAUUCCUGUUUACGGAGAGGAGUUUGUUCCUCGUCAUAUCAAUUUUUCGAACUCUUUAGAUUACUACGCUGCAUACUAUGUAGGCACAGUUGGUGCACACAUCAUCGGUUUCAUCAGUUUUGAUGGUUUCUUCAGCUUCAACUUCAAUGGCUGGGUUGGAUGGGAUAGCUUGGGAUACCCCAUCCUGUAUGAGGUCGUACCACUGUUGGGAAUCAAUUUGAGAGUCGAGGAUGCUGUUUGCGCAAAAGUCACUGGACAACAAGAGAGGAUCAGAUAA